This is a messenger RNA of Hypanus sabinus (Atlantic stingray), 3754 nucleotides long. RefSeq lists its product as uncharacterized. Lineage: Eukaryota; Metazoa; Chordata; Chondrichthyes; Myliobatiformes; Dasyatidae. The transcript is spliced from 5 exons. The record is from RefSeq and is a predicted model, not a curated record. Bases 1197 to 2099 code for a protein of 300 amino acids.
GUGGGGAAUCUCGGCCUUUCCUACCCCUCUCGAGCCCUGCCCAGGAAUUAUGUGGCCCGCCCGGGGGCUAUCCGCCCAGCAUUCCUUAUCCUGUAGACCCAUCCUCUAGCCUAGUCAGGACCCUGCCCUGCCAGACCUAUCUCUGAACCCCAGGAUCACCUUUAAACGCCACGUCCCUCACGCAAGCCACGGUCUCCCCUUGUUCUAUCCUUUAGUUGUUCCUGUCCUGUCCCAGUACUUAAGUGCCUGCGUCCUGCACUUGGGUCCACGCUCAUGUCCCCUUGUGACAAUAAGUCCCUUUGCUUCAGUGGCUUAAUUUUUUUGUGGUUUUGUCUGAGGUUGAAAAUUAUCCACACACCUUAAGCAUUCGUUUUUAACAGUAGUUAUCCCCAAAUAUGUAACUUUGUCUUUUACUGGAAUAUUAUUAAUUUUAGAUUGAGUGCAACAUUUAAGAGGAAACGAUUCACAUUUCUGAAUAUUUAGAUAGAGGCCUGAGGCUUUGGAGAAAGAGAAAUACAGUUUAAAGCCAAUGAGAUUUGCGAAACAUUUAAGAGUUGUAUCAUCUGCAACCUGACUAAUCCGAAAAUUGGAACUUCCACGGGAUUAUAUUUUGCACUGAUGAUCUGUUACCGUUUAUGUUCCAGUCGUAAAACCAAAGGCCAGAAUCACCAUUUUGCCUCUAAUUUCAAUAGAUGCAUAGCAAAUCAGUGUGAGUAGGAAAGGUGUGUGUUGACUCUGUCAAUUUCUCUGUGUAAAUUGCCUGUGUUUGGUGAUUGCUGCAAACAGAUGCAGGUAAAUGACAAUACGGGGAAAUCCGUGUACAUGGGUGGUUGAAGUUUGCUACGGAUCCCGCGGGCUGAAGAGUUGUCUCCGUGCUGUAACGAUCAAUGACUGAUUCCAGAAGCCUCAAUUCCUACAAUAAUCUUUUGCCUGUUUGAAGCCUGUCGGCGAGGAAGGAGUUAUAACUUGUGUAGCUUUGCAUCUCAAGGCGUUUCCUGUUUAUCAGCCGAUUUAUAUCAGUUUCGAUUUCCCUUAUUCCUUUCUAUUGUUUUACUUCGAUGUAAUUUCCCCAGUACGUUGACUGUGUUGAUGCUUUCAUAGCCAAUCUGAGGUCACUGCAAGAUUACUGCGUAUCUUCUACCAGUUUACUCAAUUCUUGGUGACCUUGGCGAUUUCAUUUGGGAGAGAGAAAGAUCAUGUCGUUUUUAUCACAGGCCCAAAGAAGGGGAUGUUCUGAAAUCCUAAAAUCAUUAAGCUGCCGUAGUUUGGAUGAUCUGAAGGACGCUAUAGUCGGUGACGGGUUGACUACAGAUGACCUCAUCGGUAUCAUUCUGAACCACAGCCAAAGUGCAGAAGAGCUCCUAAAACGCAGGAAGGUUCUGCAUAAGGAAAUAUUAAAGUACCUAAAUAAACAAGGUUUCGAACUUUCUCCAUCGUUGGACAAACAGAAACUUAUUGAUUACGCUUUGACCUAUUGGAGUAUAACAGAAAUGACCGGAGACCCAUCAACAGCUGAAACCAAUCUGCAAUUCCGGCACCCAAUACCAAUGGAAGAACUGGAGGAGGCAAGGAGACAAGAGGAGCAACUGCGAAGGCAAGAACAAAUACCGAAUCCACCACAGGGUGCAACAGCCACGGAGUUGGUAAUUUCACAGACCCAAAGAAGAGGAUGUUCGGAAAUUCUAAAAUCAUUAAGCUGCGAUAAUUUGCUUAGACUGAAGAACAUUGUAGUCUGUGGAGGGUUGACUACAGAAGACCUCAUCGGUAUCAUUCUGAACCACAGCCAAAGUGCAGAAGAGCUCCUAAAACGCAGGAAGGUUCUGCAUAAGGAAAUAUUAAAGUACCUAAAUAAACAAGGUUUCGAACUUCCUCCAUCGUUGGACAAACAGAAACUUAUUGAUUACGCUUUGACCUAUUGGACCAGAGAGCCAUCAAAGGCUGAAACCAAUCUGCAAUUCCCGCACCCAAUACCAAUGGAAGAACCGGAGGAGGCAAGGAGACAAGAGGAGCAACUGCGAAGGCGAGAGCAAAUAGCGAAUCCACCACAGCGUGCAAAAGCCAUGGAGUUGGACAUGCAUGUGAAUAUUUCACAGUAUUAGCAAGUGGUAGUUGGAGUCUCAGAAGGUGAACAAAUGGGCAAGGCGUCUGCGAAUGGUUCUUCCAGCUUCUGAACUCUCAGAAUUCUUCCUUUGGACAAAGUGUGGGACUUCUGGGUCGAUGCAAUUCUUCACUUUACCUAUUGUGUUUUUGAACAGCUCUUUGGGCUCAUCCACACACCAAUCUGAGUAAGCAACUAGAAAAUCAGGUAUAUUAAUCUUCAGGUGAAAGCUUCUUUAUGAACAGCUUGUAAUUAUGCAACCCAAUGAGUCUGUUCAGAUGACAGAACUACAUUUGCUUGUUACUAUCAUUUCAGUUAACUGAUAGAUUUCCUCCAUGAUCUAAGUGUAAAUUUUGUUUUGAUAUAUUUUUACUUGUUGGCGGUUUGAUGUUUAUUUUUUAGAAGCUUUCUUUUUGACACAUGGCUCCGAGGUUGUAUCCUCGGUUGGUUUUUUUUGGACAUGCAGAGGGAUGUCUCCAGACAGGUAUAUGUAGUUCAGCACACUAACUUUUCUUGCUUAGUAGGGUUUUUUAUUCACAAUUUUCAAUUUUUAAGAUAAUUUUUUGAGGCAUUGUAAGUAUUAUUACUUUGAUGUACCUGUGUAUUUUUGAAUAAUAAUAAUAAAAAGAUUUGAGAAAAAAAUGUAUCUGUUCUGUUACGUACUCGUGACACAUGACAGUGGUGCCCUUGUCACGUGACUGGGGUUGAAGCUAUACUGGACUUGAGGUAUGGUCUUGUGAUGGUGGAGUGAUGUCAUUUUCCCGCCAGUAGAGAUCAUGUGACAGGUUAUAAAAGGAAGACCCCACCCUGUGAGGAGGGGCAGUUCGUAGCUGGAUUUGCCAAGUUGACUUCAUGCCACUGCGUGAUUUAAGUGAUGACGCAGUUUAGUUGAAAGAUGAAGUUUUAUCUAAUGCCUAAAGUUUAAAAGGUCAUUGCCAACAGGUUCUUUACGAUUCUGCUAGUUCGAGAAAUUAGUGGAGAGUGAAGAUCGAAGUUCGGGAGUUAAAGAUCGAGGAGAAUUGCUUUCUACGGUGAAACGGAUUUCGACCUUUGUUUGAUCCUUAUUUGGAAGGAUUUCGUUGACUAUCUUCGUGUUAAUCCCUGGGUUUUACCAGAAAGGAUUGAAGAUAGUGAGGAAGGAAAGGUCAGUGCCUUCAAGCCGUUUUGUUUCGUAUAUUCUUUGUGGGAAGUUCGACGUCGGGGAUCGAAGCAAGCGACGUGAAAGAGAACCUAAAUCGUCUUAUAAUGUCUCUCCUUUUAAAUGGACUGUGAGCAUAUUGAACUUUUGGCAAUACCACUGUAAAGAACUGUUUUUGCAAUAUCGCUUUAAGAACUGUUUGAGCUGCCGCACCGCAGUUGGUUUCCGGUUACGUUAGUGUUUGUUUACUUUUGGGGGGUUUGUUUUCUGUGUUUAAUAAACGUGUUGUUUGUUAUAAAAAACCCUUGCCAAACUCAUAUAUUUAUUGUUGCCUGAAUACGUAACAGUUCAGAUGACAGAACUACAAACCUGUAACAAUGAAUUAAGUGCACUUCCAAAGUAAUUUGUUUUGGAAACCAUUUUCAGUUUUAUAGCCUGAAAGGAUUUGAAAUUUGUGUGGAUUUAUGUAAUGGGUGGCCAUUUUCCUGCAUAAAUGACACGGGAUAAUAAAAUUUAAA